ACUGAGAGAUGUAGUGGGUAGCGUACAGCUAGCAGGCUGUGUCGUCCACCAGUGCAAGUUCAGUAGAUACUCCUAGGACAUACAUUGGUCCUGCUUACCAUUCUUUCAUUAAUAUCCCUUUCUUGCGACAUGCGCGCCUGUCCUCUGUGCCCUUCCUCCCCUUAGCGAGCAGCCGCAGUUUGGCAGAUAUGGCUGCUACCUUGCUAGUUUAGCUUAACUAGCAGCGGAGCGUCCUCACCGGCGCUGAGGAGAGCGAGCAUCCCCCCGUCCCCACUGCAUAACGCAACCUUUUUCCAUCCCUUGAUGUUUUGAGGGUUCUCCUGCAUAUCUGUACUGUAGACGCAUCACAUGCAAAGAUGUAUCAACUUCCUGUGAACAACCUGACAAGAAUCAGGAAAGCCAGGAAAGAAGUGAAGCGGGCACUUGAAGACAUUGGAUUGGACUUCUGCAAGGAAGUGGCAGAGGAAUUCAAAGACUUUUCCCCUGAUGAGGAGGUGGUGAGAGACAGUUUUUAUGUUGACCUCUGUGGAUGGGAUCCUUCAUACUCCAAAAAACAGGAAUACCGAUCAAAGCCAUUCUGCUGCACCGAGUGCCCGUUCUCUUCCAAAUAUUACUCAGGCUACAAGAAUCACUUCCGCAGCGUGCACAGGAAAACCUUUGAAAAAAUCCUCAUCAACUGUCCAUACUGCACGUUCAUUGCAAGCAAAAGAAUUGUGGAGACGCAUGUUAAAAUCUUUCACAUACCCAACUCGGCGCGGCAGAGUUAUGGCAACACACAGGGAACUUUGCUCGUAAGGAAGGGAGAUGGAGUGGAGAAACCAAUGUACUUUUGCAAAAAAUGCAAGUAUCGUGACUCUUUAUACAACGUUGUGAGGAGGCACAUCUACAGGGAACACUUUCAGCAUAUUGUCGCACCAUAUUUUGGCAUGGUUACUGAAUCGUCUCUUAAAAAUGGCGCGAAUCCGGUCAGUGGCAACAACAUAUUCUGCAAACGCUGCCAGUUUACUACUCGUAACUAUGAGGUGCUAGUUCAGCAUGUUGUAGAGUACCACGAGCGCAUUGGGGCUCAAGUAACAACCAUGAUCGGGCAUGCUAACAUUACUGUGUCCAGACCUCAAGGCUCAGCAAUGAUGUCCCAGAAGGCUCCUCUGGCUCUUGGCCGGGGCCAAGCACUUAGAUCUGAUCCAAUAACCCAGCCAGUGAUUGGCUAUUUGAAGCCAGUGGCUCCUGUUAAAAGUCAUUCCUCCACGGCAGCCGGUCAGGUGCGCGUCUCAAUACCUAGCAACAGCACUGCAGCUGAUAACAGUGUAGCAGGUGUGAACACAUCACAGACACAAAAGUGGAAGAUCUGCACAGUUUGCAAUGAGCUAUUUCCUGAAAACCUGUACAGUGCUCACUUUGAAAGUGCGCACAAGGCGAAAAAAAUAUGGGCGCUGGCCAAGUACAUCAUGAAAAUCCACAACUUCACCUCCAAGUGUCUGCUUUGCAAUCGCUACCUGCCCAGCGACACCCUGCUGAACCACAUGCUGAUCCACGGCUUAACCUGUCCGCAGUGUCACUGCGUUUUCCACAACGUCGAGAAAAUGAUGGAACACGUGGCCCAGACCCACCCCGAUGAGUUUUCCGGACCGCCUGGCGCAGCACCUCUGACCUUUGACCUGACCAUCAAACAAGACAAAUCCUGUAAUGUUCAGCUUGCCGUUCUCACUUUUAACAUGAAGGAACCGGUCAAUGGUCAAGAUCAGCCAGCAUCUGGUCAGCCUGUCCUCCCACCUGUUGUCAAGCUGCCCACUUCCAGGAUGCUGGAGAAGAAAAACGACUCGCUCGGCCGAGGCUUCUCCUCCCUACUGCAAGCGGGUGAGGUUGGCAAAACUGUGUGUCCGCUGUGUUUCUCCAUCCUCAAAGGUCCAAUCAGUGAUGCUUUGGCCAUGCAUCUGAGGGAGCGGCAUCAGGUGCUGCAAACAAUGCAUCCUGUUGAAAAGAAGUUGACAUACAAGUGCAUUCAUUGCUUGGGGGUGUACACCAGUAAUAUGGUUGCAUCCACAAUCACAUUGCACCUUGUACAGUGCAGGGCUGUAGGGAGGUCCCAGGCCACCUCCGGCUUCAAGUCUGCCCUGACUCUCAACUCGUCCGGGGCAGGAUUUCUCAAGAGGCAGCUACCCACACUGCCUGUUACCAACGCGAAGAAGAUGAAGCUUGCCAAGGACUCAAAGGUUCCUGGACAUCCUGCUGGGUCCGAGGACUUUGCUCUGGAUCCUCGAAGCUAUGAACACAAGACUUAUGAGGCCAGGAAAAACUUCCUGACGGCCUACUUCAACAGGAGGCCCUACCUUUCUUCCCAGGAAGAAGAGAAGCUUUCUGCUAGUCUGUGGCUGUGGAAGUCUGACAUCGCCAGCCACUUUGCAGUAAAGCGAAAGGUGUGCGAGACGAGCUGUGCGAGCAAGAAGGUGUCAGUACUGCUCGGCUUCGACAUGCAAGCUUUAAAGAAAGUCAAACAUGGCUUGAUUUUCUCAAGUAGCAAGGCUGAUGGCACUUCAGCCGCGCCAUCUGUAGCCUUUAAAACUAAAAAUACCCCAAACCAAAUCAAGAGGGAUACGACAUUAAAAAGUAUCCCGAAACUCACUACGUGCACGGAGCCCAUUUCACUAGACUCUGACAAUGAAAUGGAAACAACGGUUAAACCUACCGAGAACGGCGAUGUGGAAAACAACCAGCCUGAGAGUGGAGCUCAUGAGGAGCCUGCAAACCCCACGAAUGACACUCCGUCUGCAGACUCCACAGAUGACACUCAGCCUGCCGAAGAAGAAGAUACUUUGAUGAACCAGGAGAGCGCUUUGCCCGAGGAGGAAACAAACACCUGUGUGAGCCUCUUUUAAGGUUAGGAUUGUGUGCCUUGGUUAAAGCAGCAGUUCAGUUAUAAACACGACAAAUUCCAUUAGAGUUUCAAAUCUGCUCAAGGCAGUUUCAAGUAUGAAAUGGCAUGGGUCACUAAAACAAUUCCAAAUGUGCGAGUUACGGUAAAGAAGAAAGACUUACUACAUUAUAGCGCAUCAGUACACAACUGUGAGUGACAUUGUAUAUACUUGAGACAUUGUUCUGUUGGGUUCUCCAUGUAGUUCGUGUUACUCACUGAUUGACUGUCACAACACGUGAAGCAGUUCUACCAACUGACCUAUUUCCAUAUUUCUUUAUCCUCCUCAGCUGUGACAAAUGUAUAUUUUCAUUUCAUAUUUAGAAUGUGUAGAAUAUGCUAAUUGAUUCUGUAUACGUUUUAAUAAAUUUGUUUGUCUAAUAAAAGACCAUUUUAACGGCC
Messenger RNA from Salarias fasciatus (jewelled blenny), 3313 nucleotides. RefSeq names its product activity-dependent neuroprotector homeobox a (gene adnpa). The coding region runs from base 357 to 2876 and encodes 839 amino acids. Lineage: Eukaryota; Metazoa; Chordata; Actinopteri; Blenniiformes; Blenniidae. Gene Ontology annotation, cellular component: nucleus. Gene Ontology annotation, biological process: regulation of gene expression. The record is from RefSeq and is a predicted model, not a curated record. The transcript is spliced from 4 exons.